GGACAACACCUUAACACACAGCACCAGACGGUUUGUUUUGGUAAAAUGUAGAUUAUUAGCUCGUGUUUUUUCUUGUUAAACACGUUUAAGAACUCAAAUACAAAGUUUGACCUCAGCUCAACUGACAGUGAACUCCAUAAAGUACCGUUACAUUAGGGUUAGGGUUACAGUAACUCUACAGUAACCGUCAUGAGCGAGGUGUGUGUCCGGGUGGCGCUCCGUAUCCGUCCCCUGCUCCCCAAAGAAGUCCUCCACAACCACCAGGUGUGUGCUCGGGUGGUGCCGGGCUCAGCCCAGGUGAUGCUGGGCUCAGACCGACUCUUCUCCUUCGACCACGCGUUUGGACCCACAGCCAACCAGGAUGAGGUGUACGAGUCCUGCGUCCAGCCCCUGGUGGAGUACCUGGUGCACGGCUACAACGCCACCGUCUUCUGUUACGGACAAACAGGGUCAGGGAAGACUUACACACUCGGAGGAGGGAACCUGGAUGAAGAGGGAGGGAUUAUUGACCGUGUGGCCCAGGAUGUGUUCCUGUUGUUGGGGGAGAAGAAGAAGAACAGUGAUGGUGUGGAAGCCACAGUGCGGGUCUCAUAUAUGGAGCUGUACAGGGAGGAGCUGCGAGACCUGCUGGAGCUGCAGACCGUUCACAAAGAGCUUCACAUCAGAGAGGAUGAGAAGGGAAACACAGUGGUGAUGGGAGCCAAAGAGAUGGUUAUCACCUCAGCAGAGGAACUACUGAGUGUUCUAGAGACAGGCAAUGCCCUGCGUCACACCGGCACCACAGGGAUGAAUGAGCACUCCAGUCGCUCUCACACCAUCCUCACCCUCCAGCUCAUCCAGUGCUGCCACAACAACAACUCCUCCCUGAAAUCUGUCCGCUCGUCCAAACUCUGCCUGGUCGACCUGGCGGGUUCAGAGCGUGCUGGGAAAACUGGAAACACUGGGACACGGCUCAAAGAGUCAGUUCAUAUCAACACAGGCCUGCUCGCUCUGGGCAAUGUCAUCCGUGCCCUCUCCGACCCUGGUCGAAAUCGCCGUGGUAACAACUGCAGCAGUGCGCAUAUACCGUACCGUGAUGCAAAGAUCACCCGUCUCCUCCGUGACUCACUGGGAGGCACCGCUCACACGCUGAUGGUGGCGUGUGUAAGCCCGUCUCACCACAGUGUAGCUGAGACUCUGAGUGUCCUGCAGUUUGCCUCCAAGGCUCGUCACAUUCGUAACCGUCCCGGAGCUACACCUGCUCAUACAGAAGUCAAGGCAUGUCUGGCGACCUGGGACCCUGGUGAGGCUCGACUGGGCGAGCUCGAGUAUGAAGUACAAACACUGAGAGAGCUCCUAAAGGAGAAGGAGAGGGAGAUGGAAAGGGAGAGAGCAGUUGGAAGAGCUGGAGAGGUUGACAGCUCCAGUCAGAUGAGGAUGUCUGAUUCAGAUAAGAGGGUGAACCAUGAGGAGCUAUCACAGUACCGCGUCCUGGCACAGGAAGCUGCAGCCAUGUUUGUAGAUAUCACCGGCCCCACUCCGAGUCAUUCUUUCAGGGAGCGGCUGCAGGACUGGCAGGAGAGACUGACUGCUGUCAAUCACUCACAUCAAGCUGAUGAGAAGGACUGCUCAGACAGAGGAGAAGAUCACCCCCACCAUGUCGCCAUAUUAAAGCUCAGAGAGGAACUCAACAAAUGCAAGGAAGCUCUCACCACAGAGGAACAGCUAUUUGAGCAGAAAGAUGAAGAGCUAAGACAGGUCCAAAAAGAAGUAGAGAAACUUCUACAAGAGCGAAAAACCCAUCUUCAAGCCUUGAAAGAAGAGAAGGAACGUACUCGUAUACAGACUGAACAACUUGUGGACCAGCAGAUAUUCAUCAUUCGUCUUCGCAGUGACCUUUUCACCUUUAGGUGUGCAACUGUAGAAACAAGGGCUUCUGGGAGCUCAGGCAAGAGACCCCACAGUGUCCCUCUGGUCACACACAGCUGUGGACGCGGACCUCCCAGGAGGAUUCACUCCAGUCCCCCGGCCUGUUCACUGGAGAGAGUGAUGGCAGCCUUUAAGAUGCGCGGUCAUCUCCUGCUGGCUGAGAUCGAGGAGAGGGAUGAGGUUUACUCUCCAUUCAUAAAACAACAAGCAGAGAGCAAAGACGGGAUUCAAAAGAAGGAGGAUGAGGAUGAUGUCUCUGUGGGCAGAAUGGGAUUUAGGCGUGCUCUGAACCAAACAUGGACCAGCCGACUGAAGAAACCAGCUCUGAAAGAGAAGAACUCUGGACUAGACCCAACAUCUACUGGAAAGCCAUCAGGACAACAGUCUCAGAGAGCCACAGGGACCACUGAAAACCACUCCAAGCAUAUCCAUAUGAGGAAGGCGAGAUUUAGCGCCAGCGCUACUCAGAAAAGGAUCCAAGAUCUUUCACUCAGCAUGCGCAUGAAAGAGGAGCUCAUCAAAGAGCUCGACAAAACUGAGGAGGAGACCCAAGCGGUGGACAGGCACAUCAGGCACAGUGGUGAUGGCAGAGAAGCCGACGUGCUGACAAAACUGUAUAUGCAGAGCCAGCAGGUCCGAGCAGAGAUGUACCGCAGCCUGCAGCACAUGAGGCUGCAGAGAGCACAGCUUCAGAGCAGCCUCAGGCAGCAGAGAGAGACCAACAGCAACAAAGACCAAAAUGGGGAGCAACGGAUAGGAGAUCUGACCAUGUGCAAAAACAAUCACCAGGAAGAGCCAAAGGAAAAGCUGCGUGACUGUAUUUGGCUGGAGGAGGAGGAGGAGCGGGUGGUUCAGAAAAGAGCCGAGCUGCAGGAGCUGGAGGAGGAGCUGAGGAGGAGAGAAGAGGUGCUCCUGCACAGGGAGGCCUGUCUGCAACAGAAAAACAAACUGGAGAUCAAGAUGCUACGCUCCAGUCAGGCUCUGAAUCAAGACCUGCUGCGUGUGUCGGUGCGGCUGGAGUCUCUGGAGGAGCAGCUGCAGAGCAGCAGCAGUGUGAGGCAGACUGGAGGAGUCACCAUGGAGGAUCUGGAGAAGGAGAGAGAUGCACUUAGAAAGAGGAGAGAUGCUCUGGACACCCAGCUGAAGGACAACAGAGUGCUCACUGUGGAGGAGGAGCACUCCCUGCUGCAGCUGGAGGAGGCUAUCGAAGCUCUGGAUGCAGCUCUGGAGUUUAAAAACAGCUCCAUCCAGGACAAACAAAAGAAGUUAUUAAUCACAGAUUAUUCCUCGCAUCAGCCACAAAGCACUGAACCUGCCCAACUCUGUGAUGUCAUCAGGAAGCUGAAGGAGCUCUCACGGCCUGAGGCUUCAGAGGUGCUCGUUAAAUAUUUCAACAAGGUUGUUUGUCUUCGUGAGGCGGAGCGCCAUUUGCGUCUGCAUUGUGAGGAGCUGGAGCUUCAAGCUGGAGAGCAAGAGGCGGUGCUGAGGGAGAUGGAGGUCGCCAUGCAGCGCCUGGCCCUGGAUGCAGACCGCAGGCUCACCCAGCAGCACAGAGAGCACCAGAACAACAUUCAGCUACUACUGCAGAAACUUAAAGAGGGUGGUUCAGGAGAGAUACAGCAGGCAAUCGAAGACAGACUGCAGCAUCUGGAGAAAGAGCUGUUUUUCUACAAAAGCUCCAGUCGGCAGCUCAAAAAGAAAGUCAAAGAGCUUCUCAGUGAUGCCCUGCACCCAGUUGAUCAGCCCUCACAUUCACAGGAGCACAAACAGACACACAGUGUGCAGACAUACGCACAUGCAAACAAACCCCAGACACACACUGAAGAGGUGCAGACAAGGACACACAUUGCAACAACAUACACAAAGAUACACUCUGAGCAAACAGACAAAAAGACACACGACGUUUCUCAUAUGAAGAGACACCAUACCCCCUGUCCCUCCUCAUCUGCUGACCUUCAAGCACACAAAACCACCAAAUUGCCUGACUCCAGCCAGACACACACACAGGGGAGGAGUGAAAGAGGGGCUGGUUCCUGUGGGGAAAAUUUAGAGGUGACACCAGUUCGUUUGUGUCGCAGGGAGCUGAGGCAGAUCUUUCCAGCUGACCUGCAGGUUUGUAGUUCUGCCACAGGGAGGCGACAGUCUGCUGUUGAUACCAGCACAGAGUCAAUGCUGGAGGACUCCAUAGAAGUGCCCAGAAACAAUGACAGAUGAUGUUAGCAUGGUAUCUAUGAGUCACUUGGCAGCAACAGUCUGUACAGCAGAUUCCAGUUGGGUGCUAGUAAACAAACGGAAGUGUGUGUCAUAAAUAACCAAUGGCAAAAGCUCACUGAAUAUGAACAAAGAAACCUAUGAAUCCUAAGUAUCCUGUGAAAAUGUUAAUGUAUUUUUUUUGUUGGAGAAUAUUUAAUUUAAGGACUUUUGGGGGCUUUGAGGUCAGUUAGAGGCAGCCAUUAAUUUACUGCAUAUAAUCUGCAUACUGGUGUAUAUUUAAUGCAUGCUCAUACUCACUAAGGACUGAAAAGAGAAGAAGAAAGUGACUGAAAUGUGGUGAAUAUCGAAAUGUCUUUACUGUGAACCAGUUCAGUCUCUUGUCAUAACACUGUCUCCUAUGUAUCCGUCUUCCGUGGUCGUCACAGAUUUCCCCAGUCCUGCUGAACGUUGUGGAGUUUUGCCAUUCAGUAGGAGAAGAAAACACAAAGAAGGGCCAGUGUAGUCAUGCCAACAGAAUGACCCUGAUGAUUGUGACAUACAGAGAGAAAUUUCCAGUAACUUCACAUCAUUUUUUUUUACAAAUACAAUGCUAGACUUGCCAUUUUUCUCUGGAUCUUUCGCUUCAAGCUGUUGUCCUAGAUAAAGACAUACAACAGGUUUUAAAAUAUUGUGUGCAUUGUGUGUAGGAAUGGGGUAUUUAAUACAAAAAGCAGCACUUUUCCUGAUAUAAUUUACAAUGUUAUAAUACAGUGUAUAUUUUAAACGAUACAAUAAGUAAGGGAAAACAUGUUCAUCAACCUGUUGUUAAAUGUAAUCAAAUGGUGACUAUAGAAAGAAGUGCUUUCUCCUUUGCCCUUUAAUGUUCAGCACUGUUUAGCACUUAAAAAUGACCACUACAUACAAAAUGUCUUCUGAACAGCAAUAUAAAGGUUUGUAGUGUUUUUAUAUGCAUUUGAUUUUUUUGAUACAUUUUUUUUUCUAACUGUGUGCACUGUGUACCAUUAGAUAUAUGUUGAUUGCUGUGGGGGUUUUUUUACAUCAAUGAUUACAGUCUAAUGUAUUAAACUGACCA
This is a messenger RNA of Epinephelus lanceolatus (giant grouper), 5194 nucleotides long. Its product is annotated as kinesin-like protein KIF27. Gene Ontology annotation, molecular function: ATP binding; microtubule motor activity; microtubule binding. Gene Ontology annotation, biological process: microtubule-based movement; mitotic spindle organization; spindle elongation. Gene Ontology annotation, cellular component: microtubule associated complex. The record is from RefSeq and is a predicted model, not a curated record. Lineage: Eukaryota; Metazoa; Chordata; Actinopteri; Perciformes; Serranidae.